This is a messenger RNA of Vanessa atalanta (red admiral), 4796 nucleotides long. It is a transcript of the gene Ire1, whose product is annotated as serine/threonine-protein kinase/endoribonuclease IRE1. The transcript has 14 exons. Lineage: Eukaryota; Metazoa; Arthropoda; Insecta; Lepidoptera; Nymphalidae. Gene Ontology annotation, biological process: protein phosphorylation; mRNA processing; intrinsic apoptotic signaling pathway in response to endoplasmic reticulum stress. Gene Ontology annotation, molecular function: protein serine/threonine kinase activity; RNA endonuclease activity; ATP binding. The coding region runs from base 112 to 3192 and encodes 1026 amino acids. Gene Ontology annotation, cellular component: IRE1-TRAF2-ASK1 complex. The record is from RefSeq and is a predicted model, not a curated record.
GACUACAUACCUUUUAAUUUUGCUAUUUAUUGGUUAUGUUUUAAGUAGAUAUAAAUGUAUUAAGCAGAAUGGGUUUAUUAAUACAUAGUCGUUAAUGAGAAUGAAAUAAAAAUGAAGUAUUUAUUUAUAAUAUUGUUUGUGGUAGAAUCCUUCGGUGUCGGAUCUGUUGUGGAUAAAGAUAGAAAGGAAAAUACAGAAUUAUCUAGAGCUUUAGAUGACCGGCCUUUGCUGUUUGCCACGUUAGGGGGCGGCAUGGUGGCUGUGGAACCACAAUCGGGAAAUAUAAUCUGGAAACUUAAAGACGAACCUGUAGUAAAAGUCCCGAAUCAACAUGCAAAUCUCAUGCCCCAAUUUUUGCCGGACCCUCGCCACGGUUUCCUCUACAUGUAUGGUCCGAGAGGAGACAAACAGAUGCUCAAGAAGUUACCAUUCACGAUACCGGAGCUGGUGGCGAAUGCGCCCUGUCGUUCUACCGAGGGUAUUCUUUAUACAGGGAAGAAGAGCGACACGUGGUUCAUGCUCGAUCCUUUAACUGGGACGCGAGAACAUGUUUCAGGCUUCGACAGUUCAAAGAUAUUUAACAGUGACAAUGAUCACACGUGCGAAGGAAAAAAGCGUGGUGUUUACAUCGCUCGCACGGAAUACAACAUAUUGAUGCACGACGCUAACAAUGAAAAUCAGAACUGGAACGUCACAUUCUACGACUACACCUCGCAUGCGAUGGGCAAAGAAAUGCUGAACGAUUAUGGCAUCAUACAUUUUACAUCGACAUCGAAUGGGCGUAUCAUGUCAUUUGAUCGAAAAACUGGUGACCUCGUGUGGUCACAUAAUUUUGAAACGCCAGUCGUUGCCGCCUAUUUACUAGACAGAGAAGGACUUUUAUCUGUCCCUUUCAACUCUAUAGGCGAUGACACGUUAGACCAUAUCAUGGAAGAUGCCUCCACUUUAAGAAAUGGACAGGGAAUUAAGAAUUCCAAUAUUGAAUUGUAUCCUACUUUAUACAUAGGCGAGCACAAUCACGGCCUGUACGCUUUGUCAUCGCUGGUGGACAAAAAUACAGUGACAAUAUCCACAGGGCACACGAGACCACUGCUUUUAGAAGGUCCCGUCACAGAAAACCAAGCGAAAGCGGAACGUGUCACAUACGAACCGUUUAAAAACGUUCACUACCAACUUAACGAUCUAAACUUACACGUUGCUCCGCCGUAUUUACUCCUGGGACAUUACAAAGUGCCGGAACUUACCACAUCAUGGAUGCCGCAGCUUCCGAACAUGAACUUCCUCAACGCACAUUUAACUCAGAACAAUGCCGUUAAAUUGAUAAAUGGGGAAGUUCACACCGACUCUGAGAAAGACGGUGAAAACGAGACGAACUUAAAGUCUAGCUCCGUAUCAGUUUCCGUCCAGACCGAUGAGUUUCAGGACUUCCACUUUAGGCCAGAUCUGUGGUACAAGCAAGGGUAUAUCUGGCUCCAUCAGCAGGAGAACAAGGCGUUGAAAGUCCUGCUUAUAAUUUUGACGGGCCUGGUCGUUGCUAUGUUUUGGUAUCUGCGUUAUCAAGCUCGAGAGUUUCAACAGCUGUCUCAAGGCGGUUCACGAAGUUCGAACUCGUCUACUUCCUCUCAAGGAGAAGUGACAGGUCAGCUGGUAGAACUUGGGGAGGGGGAGGUUCGUAUCGGCAAGAUCAGCUUCUACACGGAUCAAGUUUUAGGGAAGGGAUGUGAAGGAACAUUUGUGUACAGGGGCACGUUCGACAAGCGAGCGGUGGCCGUGAAGCGCCUGCUGCCGGAGUGCUUCACGUUCGCGGACCGCGAGGUGACGCUGCUGCGCGAGUCGGACGCGCACGCGCACGUCGUGCGGUACUACUGCACGGAGCGCGAUAAACAGUUCAGAUACAUUGCGUUAGAGCUGUGCUCAGCGACGUUACAGGAUUAUGUCGAGAAGAAAUUGAAUUUUGAAUGCAAAAUCGAAGCGGUUGAAGUGUUACGACAGGCGACGUUGGGUCUCUCGCAUCUACAUUCCAUGGAUAUUGUUCACAGAGAUAUCAAACCUCAUAAUGUUCUGCUGUCCAUGCCGUCGGGGACUGGCGAGGUUCGCGCGAUGAUAUCAGACUUUGGUCUGUCGAAGAAAUUGAAUAUCGGACGAGUCAGUUUCUCGAGGCGUUCUGGAGUCACCGGUACUGAUGGUUGGAUAGCGCCCGAAAUGAUCAACGGAGAAAGAACGACAACAUCAGUCGACAUGUUUUCUCUGGGCUGUGUGUUUUACUACGUGCUGUCAAAGGGAUACCAUCCCUUCGGCGACGUGCUGAGGAGGCAGGCUAACAUACUUACAGGGGAAUACAAUUUAGACCAAUUGGAAAAAGUGUUGCCCGAAGAGGAAGUGUUGAUCGCAAAGAUCUUGAUCAGAUCGAUGAUCGGCGAGCGCGCACACGCGAGGCCGGCCUGCGCCGCCGUGCUCAAGUACCCCAUGUUCUGGGGGAAGCAGAGCACAUUGAACUUCUUACAGGACGUGAGCGACCAGGUGGAGAGCUGCAGCGGCGGCGCGGAGGGCGCGGCGCACGCGCUGGAGCGCGGCGCGCGGCGCGUGCUGCGCGGCGACUGGCGCGCGCACGUGUGCGGCGCCGUGGCCGCCGACCUGCGCGCGCGCCGCACCUACCGCGGGGAGCGCGUCGCGCACCUGCUGCGCGCCAUCCGCAACAAGAAACAUCACUACAGAGAACUAGACGUGGAAAUUCGUGAAAGCCUCGGGAAGUUACCCGAUGGAUUCGUCUCCUACUGGCUCAAGAGGUUCCCGCUGCUGCUGCCGCACGUGUGGAUACAGAUGCAACAAUACAAACAGGAAGACAUUUUACAAGCUUACUACCCACAUUCCUUCACCUUCAAUCGAGAUGACAUCAUAGAAUUCAGUGACGAUAUGGAAAAUGAAGAAUUACUCCCGAGUGAUAUGGAGAAAAAUGAACUGUUCCUUAAAAGCAAAGUUUUCUUUGAUGAAAACGAUAAAGAAAAAAAAGUGUACAGAAAGGAAGGGUCCCCUCGUAAACGUGCAGACAUGGUGAACUGGCGGAGUGACCAGCAAAGCACAGACUUUAGGAUACUUAGGCAAGAUGACGUGAGAAUGAGAGAUAGGCAUUAUUACAAGAAAAAGGAAAAGAAAAGGGAAGAUAUACCCGUCUGGAGUUUACCUCCGCAGUAGUUUAGUAAGUUUUAUUUAUUUAAUUUUUAUAUAAGUGCAAUUCGUAAGAUUAAGUGGCGAAAAUGGUCUCAAUAAAAUUUUGUACUGACCGUAGUUAAAUUUAGGAACUACUAGAUGAGAUUUUGAGUGUAUGAGAUGAGAGUUUAUUGAGCAUUAUUACAUGAUGUUUGUACUAAGGCCGAUGAUUUUAUUAUAUAUAGAGAUUUUUUUUUUAAUAUUUUUCAUUACAAAUUGAAAGUAGGGACCAAAACAAGGCAAGGAUUACAGAUGAUAAUCAUGUUUUAGUUUUGUGUUAUUUAUUAAUCUAUAAACUUCUAUAAUUUAAAAAAAUAUAUAUUGUUAUAUAGAAUUGGUUACAUUUAUGUACUUCAACAUUUAAUAUGAGUUUUAAAUUUGUCUGAUAUGGAGUGUGGAGGUAAGGAGGUCUAGUUAUAUAUCAAGCGUCCCGGAUGUUAAGAAAAUGUAAGAUUAGCCUAAUAUAGAAUAAAUACAAAAAUAAACAGAAAACAAUAAGUAUUCUUGAUUAAUAAUAUCUCAAACACGUCUUGUCGAAAGCCUUAUGUUUGUUUCUAUUGUUAUAAAGGGAGUUUGACAAUGCACAAUAUUAUUGUUGAAGCGAUUUUGAAUUUGCUUUCUCCUAAAUUAUGCAAUUCAAAACGUCGCUUUUAUAUAUACGAUUUUUUUUUUUAAAUUAACAAAUAUAAUUAUAAUUUUUUCGCUGACUUUAUUCUUAGUCUUAUUAUAUUGCUGAUGAUAGGGGCGCCUUCGUUUGUCAACAGAUACGUGAUACGUAGUAUCCACAUAUUGUGGUUGCCUCUAUAUAAAUAAAAAUCGCUAGGUGUCUUUUAAAGGUUUUGCUGAUUUGUAAGUUUACGUCUCGACUACGUUAGCAGUAUUCAUUUACUAAAGUUUUAUAAAAAAGUGUAAAUAUUACAACUAAUUUUAUAUUAUGUUGCUUGUAAUUGAUAGAUGUAAACUUCAGGUCUCGUUUUAUUUUAUAAGAUGAAACGACUUUUUUGCGCGUUGAGGUUGUUAUGCAAUUGAUAUACCAUAAGACUGGAUCCUCCUUACCUCACAAACCAUAUAUUUCAUUUUUAAUUAAUUUGCAUAAAAUAUAAACAAGUAUAAAAUUGAAAUAAUCAUAUAAUUUAAUAUAUUAAAAUAAUAGUUGUAAGAAUUUAAUAUAAUGUAUUUGUUUAUAUUUUGUACAUAUUUUGUCGAAUGACUACAAGACAUUCAUAGCAUUUAAAUAAAUUAUAAAAUUGACAAAAAAGUUUCACAGGUAGCGAUUUUAGAGGUUGUUUAAUUAGAAUGAAAGCUAUACUAAUUUUUUGAUAUUAAAAUUAAAAAGUGAAAUAUUCGUAAAAGUUUGUUACCGUACUUAUUUGUACUAUAUGUUUUUUUUUUAUUGGAGAAUGUGGCAAGUGUUAUAAAGUUUGUAAUAAACUAUUGUUUACAACCUUCUUGGAUUAUAAAUACUGAAGAAAAUAUAUGAAUUCAAGGAAAAAAUAAAACUAAUUUAAUUAUCGAAUGUAUUUAUUUUGAACACAUUGCCCGUUUCGUUUAACGUAAUUACAAAUGUAUAUAAUUAUUUGAACUUAAUU